Messenger RNA from Aspergillus ruber CBS 135680, 580 nucleotides. Its product is annotated as LYR motif-containing protein 2. The coding region runs from base 94 to 384 and encodes 96 amino acids. The transcript is spliced from 4 exons. NCBI's taxonomy places the organism in Eukaryota, Fungi, Ascomycota, Eurotiomycetes, Eurotiales, Aspergillaceae. The record is from RefSeq and is a predicted model, not a curated record.
CUGGUCCGCGUAUUUCAACAACAACAGAGUUCUCUAUAUAUUCACAAUUUCUUUAAUACAAAGCGCAUAGCGCUCCUGGCAUGCUAAUAGCAGAUGCGGACGUCAUUGAGACUACUCGCGGCCAUUGCCCGCGACCAACCGUCAAAGUUGAGGAAGCCGGUUGUUAGCUUCGACCAUUUCAUCCAAAGACAACGAGUCUUGGGCUUAUGGAGAGAAAUCGUCAGAGCUCUGAAUAAAAUCCCCAACUCGCCAACAAAGGUUGAAUUACGAAACUAUGCUCGCGAGGAGUUUGAGCGCCACCGCAAGGUAACCGACUUGCAACAUAUACGGUAUCUACAUUCGGUAAGAAUUGCAUUUUCUGUUUUUCUUUCUCGCAUUAUCUGAUAUCUGACACUUGACAGACUGGCAAGUCGGAGUUUCAGACCAUGAGACGGUAUAUCGAUGAAUUGGUGGGUUAACACCAAGAAGUUUAUGCCUCAAGUACCUUAUAGUCCAUAAAAAAUGGCAGAAACAUCAGAAAUAUCCUGCCAAAACAUGUAUAUAUGUACUUAUAUGAAUGGAUUUCUUCAGAACCACUGUA